Messenger RNA from Talaromyces marneffei, 6885 nucleotides. RefSeq lists its product as uncharacterized. Gene Ontology annotation, molecular function: metal ion binding; acetyl-CoA carboxylase activity; ATP binding. Gene Ontology annotation, biological process: fatty acid biosynthetic process. Bases 1 to 6885 code for a protein of 2294 amino acids. The record is from RefSeq and is a predicted model, not a curated record. NCBI's taxonomy places the organism in Eukaryota, Fungi, Ascomycota, Eurotiomycetes, Eurotiales, Trichocomaceae. The transcript is spliced from 4 exons.
AUGGCUGCUACAACUGCAAAGACGAACAGCCACGGCAGCUCGUCCGCUGCCAAACAUAAUCUACCAUCACAUUUCAUUGGUGGUAACAGACUAGACCUUGCCCCUCCAAGCCAGCUCAAGGACUUUGUUGCCGCUCACAAUGGUCACUCCGUCAUCACAUCGGUCCUUAUCGCCAAUAAUGGUAUUGCGGCCGUGAAAGAGAUCCGAUCGGUACGAAAAUGGGCAUAUGAGGUUUUUGGAGAUGAGCGCGCUAUUCAGUUCACUGUCAUGGCGACGCCCGAAGAUUUGCAAGCCAACGCCGACUACAUUCGUAUGGCUGAUCAAUAUGUAGAAGUACCUGGUGGUACCAACAACAACAACUACGCAAAUGUGGAGUUGAUUGUUGAUAUUGCCGAACGUAUGAAUGUUCAUGCUGUGUGGGCUGGAUGGGGUCACGCUUCCGAAAAUCCUAAGCUACCCGAAUCUUUGGCCGCUUCACCAAAGAAGAUCAUCUUCAUUGGUCCUCCUGGCUCUGCCAUGCGAUCGCUCGGAGAUAAGAUUUCUUCAACCAUUGUUGCACAACAUGCCGGUGUGCCAUGUAUCCCCUGGUCUGGAACUGGCGUCGAUGAGGUCAAGGUCGACAAGGAUGGCAUCGUGACUGUUGAUGACUUCGUCUAUGAUAUGGGUUGCACACACUCCUGGGAAGAAGGUUUGGAAGCUGCUAAGAAGAUCGGCUUCCCCGUCAUGGUCAAGGCCUCCGAAGGUGGUGGUGGUAAGGGUAUCCGAAAAGUCGACCGAGAAGAAGAUUUCGCUACUCUAUACAGUGCCGCCGCCGCCGAAAUUCCUGGAUCGCCUAUUUUCAUCAUGAAGUUGGCCAGCAAUGCCCGACAUUUGGAAGUUCAGUUGCUUGCCGAUCAGUACGGUAAUAACAUUUCUCUAUUUGGCCGUGAUUGCUCAGUUCAACGACGACACCAGAAGAUUAUCGAAGAAGCCCCGGUCACUAUUGCCAACAACAACACUUUCCAGGCUAUGGAGCGUGCUGCUGUCAGCCUUGGUAAGCUUGUCGGUUAUGUUUCAGCAGGUACCGUCGAGUACUUGUAUUCACAUUCCGAUGACAAGUUCUAUUUCUUGGAACUUAACCCUCGUCUUCAAGUCGAGCACCCUACCACUGAGAUGGUUACUGGUGUCAACUUGCCUGCUGCUCAGUUGCAGAUCGCCAUGGGUAUUCCUCUUCACCGCAUUCGCGACAUCCGUCUUCUCUACGGUGUUGAUCCCCACACCUCUUCUCCCAUCGACUUUGACUUCGCCAAGGAAGACAGCCGCUCAGUCCAGCGUCGCCCUCAGCCCAAGGGCCACUGCACAGCUUGCCGUAUCACAUCCGAAGAUCCCGGUGAGGGAUUCAAGCCCUCCAGCGGUACCAUGCACGAGCUCAACUUCCGUAGUUCAUCCAACGUCUGGGGUUAUUUCUCCGUCGGUACAUCUGGUGGUAUCCACAGUUUCUCCGAUUCUCAAUUUGGUCACAUCUUCGCUUAUGGUGAAAAUCGUACGGCCUCUCGUAAGCACAUGGUUGUUGCAUUGAAGGAACUCAGCAUUCGCGGUGACUUCCGAACAACUGUUGAAUACCUCAUCAAGUUGCUCGAGACCCCCGCUUUCGAGGACAACACCAUCACUACUGGCUGGCUGGACCAACUGAUCACCAACAAACUCACCGCUGAGCGCCCAGACCAAACCUUGGCUGUUAUCUGUGGUGCUGUUACACGGGCCCAUUUGGCCAGUGAAGAUUGCAUUGCCGAGUACCAGUCCAACUUGGAGAGAGGUCAGGUCCCUUCCAAAGAGGUCCUCAAGACCAUCUUCCCAGUGGAGUUUAUCUACGAGGGUUACCGUUACAAGUUUACAGCCACCAAAGCUAGCUCUGAUAGCUACCAUUUGUUCAUUAACGGCUCCAAGUGCUCCGUUGGUGUCCGUGCUUUGGCCGACGGUGGAUUACUUGUUUUGAUGAACGGCCGCAGCCACAACGUCUACUGGAAAGAAGAAGCUGCCGCUACUCGCAUGAGCGUUGAUGGAAAGACUUGUCUUUUGGAGCAAGAGAAUGAUCCCACCCAAUUGCGUACCCCCAGUCCUGGUAAGCUCGUCAAGUUUACCGUUGAGAACGGCGAACAUAUCAAGGCUGGCCAACCUUUUGCUGAGGUCGAGGUCAUGAAAAUGUACAUGCCUUUGAUCGCCCAAGAGGAUGGUACUGUACAGUUUAUCAAGCAGCCCGGAGCCACCCUCGAGGCUGGUGAUAUUCUCGGUAUAUUGGCAUUGGACGAUCCAUCCCGUGUCAAGCACGCUCAGCCAUUCACUGGACAGCUCCCGGAUAUGGGUCCUCCUCAAAUUGUCGGAAACAAGCCUCCUCAGAAGUACACCCUUCUCCACAGUAUUUUGGAGAAUAUCCUCAAAGGUUUCGACAACCAGUUCUUGAUGAAACAAACCUUGAAGGAUCUUAUCGAGGUCUUGCGUAACCCUGAGCUCCCUUACGGUGAAUGGAAUGCUCAAUUUGCUGCUCUUCACACCCGUAUGCCCGGAAAGCUUGUUACGCAAGUCUCCCAGGUCGUUGAACGGGCUCGUUCUCGCCAAUCCGAGUUCCCCGCCAAGCAACUUCAGAAGACAAUCGUCAAGUUCAUUGAGGACAAUGUUAAUCCCGGAGAUGCAGACAUCCUCAAGACUACCUUGUCUCCACUUAUGCAUAUCAUUGAGCUCUACAUGGACGGUCUCAAAGUCCACGAAUACACCGUCUUCAUCGGUCUUCUCGAGCAAUACUAUUCCGUGGAAAGCAAAUUCACUGGACGCAACACUCGUGACGAAGAAGUUGUCCUCAAAUUGCGUGAUGAGAACAAGGAAGACAUUCGCUCUGCAAUCCAGACUGUUCUUUCACACACCAAGGUCGGUACCAAGAACAACCUCGUCCUCGCAAUUCUGGACCUCUACCGUCCCAACCAGCCCAAUGUUGGCAAUGUAGGAAAGUACUUCAAGCCUGUCCUCCGCAAACUUGCGGAGCUGGAAUCUCGCGCUGCCUCCAAGGUCGCUCUCAAGGCUCGUGAGCUGCUUAUCCAGGCUGCUUUGCCUUCCCUUGAGGAGAGAGCUACUCAGAUGGAGCACAUUCUCCGUUCGUCUGUGGUUGAAUCCAGCUACGGUGAGGCCGGUUGGGAUCACCGGGAGCCAGACUUCGAAGUCUUGAAGGAAGUUGUGGACUCCAAGUUCACUGUGUUUGAUGUUCUUCCCCUGUUCUUCUCUCACUCAGACCAGUGGGUCACAAUGGCUGCCUUGGAGGUCUAUAUUCGUCGCGCUUACCGUGCCUAUACUGUGAAGGGUAUCCAAUACCACACUGAUGGGGAACAACCUUUCAUCUCUUGGGAUUUCGCGUUGGGCAAGAUUGGUCAAGCCGAAUUUGGACUGCCCAUUGCCUCAUCACACCCAUCUACUCCAGGCACACCUACCGCCGACGUCCCUAACCCGUUCAAGAGAAUUCAUUCUAUCAGUGACAUGUCCUACUUGGUCAAUGAGGAUUCGAGUGAAGUUCCACGCAAGGGUGUUUGUAUUCCUGUACAAUAUCUUGAAGAAGUUGAGGAGCAACUCGUGCGCGCCUUUGACGUUUUCCCCCGUAGCACUGCCAAAGCGAAGAAAUCUUUGGAGUCAAACCUCUUGACUGCCGAGCUCAGUGGCAAGCGCCGACCACCACAACGCCAAGACAGCAAUGGAGAGCUUUCUGGAGUGUGCACCGUCGCCAUCCGUGACGUUGAAGAUCUUGACGAUGCCAGUCUUUUCUCUCAGUUCAACGAGAUCAUCGCCGCCCACAAGGAGGACCUCCUUGCUCGGGGUAUCCGUCGUGUUACUUUCAUCUGUGGACACAAGGAUGGUAGCUACCCAGGCUACUUCACUUUCCGUGGACCUCUGUAUGAUGAAGACGAGAGUAUCCGUCACAGCGAGCCUGCUUUGGCUUUCCAGCUUGAAUUGGGACGUUUGUCUAAAUUCAAGAUCAAGCCCGUUUUCACUCAGAAUCGUAACAUCCACGUUUAUGAGGCUAUUGGAAAGGGUCCUGAAGUCGACCGAACGACUGUUGACAAGCGCUACUUCACACGUGCUGUGGUGCGUCCCGGCCGUCUCCGUGAUGACAUUCCUACUGUUGAGUACCUCAUUUCCGAGGCUGACCGCUUGAUGAAUGAUAUCCUUGAUACUCUUGAGGUUAUUGGAAACAACAACUCCGAUCUUAACCAUAUCUUCAUUAACUUCUCGCCCGUGUUCCCUCUGCAACCCAAGGAUGUUGAGGAUGCUUUGGCAGGAUUUGUGGACCGAUUCGGUCUCCGCCUCUGGAGACUUCGUGUCACUGGUGCUGAAAUCCGCAUCUUGUGCACUGACCCAGCUACCGGCAAGCCUUAUCCUCUGCGUGUCAUCAUCAACAACACCUUCGGUUUCGUCAUUCAGGUUGAAUUGUACAUUGAGAAGAAGUCCGAGAAGGGUGAAUGGGUCUUCCACAGCAUUGGAGGCACAACCAAGAUUGGUUCCAUGCACAUGCGUGCCGUAUCCACGCCUUAUCCCACCAAGGAGUGGCUCCAGCCUAAGCGUUACAAGGCCCACGUCAUGGGUACACAAUACGUCUACGAUUUCCCAGAACUGUUCCGUCAAGCAUUCCAGAACAGCUGGACCAAGGCACUUGAGAAGGUUCCAGGUUUGCUUGAGAAACGUCCUCCAGUUGGUGAAUGCAUUGAAUACAGUGAGCUUGUCUUGGACGACACUGAUAACCUCGUUGAGGUGUCUCGUGAGGCUGGUACCAACACUCACGGUAUGGUUGGCUGGAUCGUCACUGCCUACACACCUGAAUACCCCAAGGGACGUCGUUUCAUCACCAUUGCCAACGAUAUCACCUACCAGAUCGGUUCAUUCGGUCCCCAGGAAGACAAGUUCUUCCACAAGUGUACCGAAUUGGCAAGGAAGCUUGGUAUUCCUCGUGUCUACUUGUCUGCCAAUUCCGGUGCUCGUAUUGGCAUGGCUGAUGAGUUGAUUCCUUACUUGAACGUUGCCUGGAAUGAUCCUGCUAAGCCCGAGGCUGGCUUCAAGUACCUUUACUUGACCCCUGAGUUCAAGAAGAAGUUAGAUGAGCGUAAGAAGAAGGAGGUUCUUACUGAGCUUGUGACCGAAAAUGGUGAAGAACGCUACAAGAUCACCGCUGUUAUCGGUGCCAAGGAUGGUCUCGGUGUUGAGUGUCUUCGUGGCUCAGGUUUGAUUGCUGGUGAGACUUCUCGUGCUUACGAGGACAUCUUCACUAUUACUCUCGUCACUUGCCGCUCCGUUGGUAUCGGUGCCUACCUUGUCCGUCUUGGUCAGCGUGCCAUUCAGGUCGAAGGCCAGCCUAUCAUUCUUACUGGUGCUCCUGCUAUCAACAAGUUGCUUGGACGUGAAGUUUAUACUUCCAACUUGCAGCUCGGUGGCACUCAGAUUAUGUAUAAGAACGGUGUUUCUCACAUGACUGCCAACGAUGACUUUGAGGGUAUUCAGAAGAUCGUUGACUGGCUGUCAUUCGUUCCUGACAAGAAGGGUGCUCCUGUACCUAUCCGCCCAUUGUCCGACAACUGGGACCGCGAUAUCACUUUUGUUCCUCCUGCUCGUCAACCAUGCGACGUUAGAUGGUUGAUUGGCGGAAAACAGGAAGAAGACGGCUUCUUGACCGGUCUCUUCGACAAGGACUCAUUCGAAGAGUCCCUUGGUGGAUGGGCUAGAACUGUUGUUGUUGGUCGUGCUCGCCUUGGCGGUAUCCCUAUGGGUGUUAUCGCUGUCGAGUCUCGCUCAGUCGACAAUGUCACCCCCGCUGACCCUGCCAAUCCCGACUCCAUGGAAAUUGUUACUACCGAAGCUGGUGGUGUUUGGUUCCCCAACUCUGCUUUCAAGACUGCCCAGGCUUUGCGCGACUUUAACAACGGUGAACAACUCCCUGUUAUGAUCUUGGCCAACUGGCGUGGUUUCUCUGGUGGUCAGCGUGAUAUGUACAACGAAGUGCUCAAGUACGGUUCUUAUAUCGUUGACGCCCUAGUCAAGUACGAACAGCCUAUCUUCGUCUACAUCCCACCGUUCGGCGAACUUCGUGGUGGUUCUUGGGUCGUUGUUGAUCCAACAAUCAACCCCGAACAAAUGGAAAUGUAUGCCGACGAGGAGGCACGUGGUGGUGUCUUGGAACCUGAGGGUAUUGUCAACAUCAAAUAUCGUCGUGAGAAGCAGCUCGACACCAUGGCUCGCUUGGACCCUACUUAUGGCGAGCUCCGACGACAGCUUGAGGACAAGUCCCUCAGCAACGAACAAUUGUCUGAGAUCAAGAUUAAGAUGGCUGCCCGUGAAGAACAACUACUCCCUGUUUACAUGCAGAUUGCCUUGCAAUUCGCUGAUCUUCACGACCGUGCUGGCCGUAUGGAGGCUAAGGGUACUAUCCGCAAACCCCUGCAGUGGAAGAACGCUCGUCGAUUCUUCUACUGGCGUCUGCGCCGUCGUUUGAGCGAAGAAUUGAUCCUCAAGCGCAUGAUCGAGGCGCAACCCAAGCCUGCUCCCAAGCCCGCCAAGAGCGGUGCUAUUCCCGUCAGCGGCAUUGUUGCUCCUACAUCAUCUGCUCGUGAGUCUCAUCUCAGCACUCUUCUGUCCUGGAGUACGAUGUUGGACGAUGAAUUCGACCAAAAUGACCGUAAGGUUGCUCUAUGGUACGAAGAUAACAAGAAGAGCAUCUACUCUAAGAUUGAGGCCUUGAAGACCGAGACUAUUGCAUCCGACGUUGCUCAAUUGUUGAUUGGCAACAAGGAGGGUGGCCUCAAAGGUGUUCAACAAGUAUUGAGCAUGUUGCCUGCUGAGGAACGCGAGUCUGUUCUCAAGUACCUCGGAUCAGUGUAA